GCAUCUUGGUCAAUUCUUGCUUGGCGAGGCUGACAUAACCCGGAUUAGAGACUCGGUGUAUUAGUACUAAUACCCCGACUUUCCGCAUUUCACGGUCCUCCAUCUUCUUGUAUCUUAACGACCCGUGACCAACCUACCACGUCCUUUUAUGAACCCCAGUGGCCACAAUCACUUCUCAGCUGCACGCGUUAUCCAGCUUCUCGGUUGAACAUUCUUCGGUGCCGCACGUCAUGCUAUUCCGGCCGCUUGCAUUAACCAUACCGCAUAUUGCCUAUGCAUGUCUCGGAGGUUUCGUCGUCGUGUUUGGCAUGUUCUCUUUGUUCAUUCGAGAAAAGCUUUACAUCGGCGAGGCAUGUUGGGCUUUUCUUUUCGGCGUCAUUAUCGGUCCAUAUGGUGCCGGCAUAUUUGAUCCUCGCAGUUGGGGCAGUGACACUACUACCGAGGAUACCGUGAAUGAAAUUACACUCGAGUUCACUCGUGUUGUCCUCGCAAUCGGAGUCUUCGCAAUUGGAGUCGAGCUUCCAAAAGCCUAUAUGAAGCGUCACUGGAAAAGUCUAUUAUACCUUCUAUUUCCUGUCAUGACAUGGGGUUGGUUUGUGUCGGCAGGCUUGAUUUAUGCAUUAAUACCUGACCUCACAUUCUUAUCAAGCCUUGCUGUCGCUGCAUGCUUGACCCCAACUGACCCAAUCCUUGCUGCUGCAGUUGUUGGUGGCAAAUAUGCCGAUAAGCACGUCCCUGCUCAUCUUCGCCAUCUCCUUGCGGCGGAAAGCGGUUGCAACGACGGAGCAGCGUAUCCCUUCCUGUAUAUCGCAUUGUAUCUCAUAUUGGACUCCAGUACUGGUCGUGCAGUUGAAGAUUGGUUCCUUCUUCUCUGGCUUUAUCAAGUCAUUCUAGGUGUGGUGGUGGGCGCCUUGAUAGGAUGGGGCUUCCGACACCUUAUGAAAUUCUGCCAGCGUAACGAUUUCGUCGAUCGACAAUCCUACGUUGCACAGUACAUAUCCUUGGCUUUGCUCACCAUCGGUAUCAUGACUAUCCUGGGUUCUGAUGAUCUCCUGGCAGCAUUCUCUUGCGGAACGGCAUUCGCUUGGGACGGUUUCUUCAACCGCCAGACAGAGGAAUCGGUGUUUAGUUCCGUCAUCGACUUAUUAUUCAAUGUCGCUGCCUUCGUUUAUGUCGGCGCCUGGAUGCCGUUUGAUAGUUUCAGCAACGAGACCCUUUCACUCAGCGUGUGGAGGCUCGUUGUUAUUGCCAUUUUAGUGUUGAUGUUAAAAAGGUUGCCAGUCAUGAUUGGGCUAUACAGGUUCAUACCCGACGUAAAGACUUUCCGGGAAGCCGUUUUCAGCGGUCAUUUCGGGCCCAUAGGCAUUGGCGCUAUAUACAUUUCCACAUUAGCGGCCCAGCAGCUGCCCAAACCUAGCAACCCUCCAGCCAACCAGGCUGAAGUUUUGGCACUCACCAUUCAACCCAUCGUUGCAUUCAUGGUACUCUGCAGUGUCGCCAUUCACGGUCUGUCCAUCCCAUUCUCACUCCUAGGCCGCCGCGUGCAUUCAGUUGGGUCUCGUACGUGGUCCCGCCAUGCCACAUCCAACGUACCCGACUGGGCAACACAUACGCGGCAUGUCACGCGUGCGGAAGAUGUCAUCAUUAACCGUGACCCUACUGGACUUGAGCGUGGUGAGGGCGGACUGACGGAAGAGGAGAAGUCUGUAAUGGAGAGCAAGCGUGCAAGCACGGUCACUACGUCGCCGCUGUCGCCUGAUGAGAUAGAAGAAAUUGGCGAGGCCAGCAGUUCAGAGACGCAUGCAGAAGCUGUGCCUGCAAAUGACGAGGAAGAGAUGAAGGAGGAAGUGCCACCUGACGGAAAGGAGACGACUGCGGAGUGGAGGGAGGGCCCGCAUAAAAUUAUUGAACGACGUGGUGGUCCUGGUGAAGAGGUUGACGUGGAAGUUAUUUAUAACGCAUUCAAGCCCUCUGAACGAGUCGUGCACUCCCGGUUCUCUGUAGGAGAAAGUGGCGCCUUACAAGCAGGUCGCGCGUAUCUUCGCAAGUUACAUCAUGCGCCUGAAGAUAUACAUCGGGCGGUUGAACAUGUCGAAGAAAAUGUUAAGCAUGAUAUACAUGCAUUAGAAUCCAAAGCCCAAGAAGUUUUUAAAGCUGGUGGCUCAAGUGAUGAAAACACUGGCGCUGGCGCACGUGCUGAAGGUGACGAAGACGAAGAAGGAUGGGCAUCAGACAAAAGCGGAGAUGGCAAUGGACCUGCGUGGUUGUCUGGGGAUCACAGGAAGCGUCCAAAAUCAUGGAAAACGAAGAGCGGAACCCAUCUUGCGGCUGCCAGAAGUACGAGGAGCCAUCGACGAAGACAAUCAACGGGAGAUGGCGGAACGUUCUCGAGCCAUGCCAGGCAGCUUCUGGAGCAGGACCCACCGUUCGCCUUUACGGCUGAGCCGGGUGAGAUUGCACCAUCUGAGGAUGAGGACCAACGUGGGAGAAGCCAAGCACCUCACCGCCAGGGAUCAGGGCACACUUACCGUCGCUCCAUCCAGCACCGACGGUUGGAGUCUCUGAAGACUAGCGAACAUAACUCACGUGAUGUCUCGCCUACUCGGUCGGUCCGGUUCGUCGAUGAAGAGCGCCGGAGUGGUACCACUACUCCUAGAAUGACGCUUGACCAGACGCCCCAGGGCAGUGUUAGCGAACCGUUUACCACUGAUGACUCGGAGUCGAGAGGGAAGGUCACGUUCGGACCCGCUCACAUAAGGCGCGCGUCUGAAGAUUAACAUAUUGUAUAUAUCUCGUUUGGUGCGUUUUUAAUUGUCUAGCCAUGGCAUUGAAAUUACUCGAAUAUCACUUUCGCAUUACACCAUAUGCACUCAUAACUUGUCGUCAAUGUAGCAUUAAUGGCUUGAACAUCAUGUAUAGAUAUAUCGAAUCUAAAUAGCUAUUGUAUAUGAAGGAGC
This is a messenger RNA of Suillus discolor, 2957 nucleotides long. Its product is annotated as Sodium/hydrogen exchanger family-domain-containing protein. Lineage: Eukaryota; Fungi; Basidiomycota; Agaricomycetes; Boletales; Suillaceae. Gene Ontology annotation, biological process: regulation of membrane potential; proton export across plasma membrane; sodium ion export across plasma membrane. The transcript has 9 exons. Gene Ontology annotation, molecular function: sodium:proton antiporter activity. Bases 231 to 2777 code for a protein of 848 amino acids. The record is from RefSeq and is a predicted model, not a curated record. Gene Ontology annotation, cellular component: plasma membrane.